Molecule: messenger RNA, 680 nt
Organism: Polypterus senegalus (gray bichir)
Lineage: Eukaryota; Metazoa; Chordata; Cladistia; Polypteriformes; Polypteridae
Gene: smim7
Product: small integral membrane protein 7
Exons: 5
Coding region: 80-307 (75 amino acids)
Source: RefSeq, a predicted model, not a curated record
GCUAAUAGCCGCAUUUGGUAUUUUUUGAUUGGACUAGACGCAUGCCACUUAUCAGAGUGUUGGUUGCGUCGGAGACAAGAUGAUUGGGGACAUCCUGCUGUUCGGGACUCUGUUGAUGAACGCCGGAGCCGUGCUAAAUUUCAAACUAAAGAAAAAAGACACACAAGGAUUUGGGGAUGACAGCCGUGGACCUACUACAGGAGACAACAUCCGAGAAUUUUUGCUGAGUCUGCGAUACUUCCGGAUCUUUAUUGCAUUGUGGAACAUAUUCAUGAUGUUUUGUAUGAUACUAUUGUUUGGCUCCUGAGACAGAUGAAAAAGAUCCACGUGUAUAUCUUGUUAAGGACGGAGAGUUUGAUCUUCAUGUAUGUGGGAUAAUGCCAUCUCCAUGACUUUUAAUGCUUUCCAUUGUCAUCAGUCACUUCAAAUUAUUUUUUUUUUCUCCUCUUUGAGGUUUGAAUGUUGCUGUUGUUUAGUUUUGCAAUUUGGUGUCAACUGGAAAUUCUUUCCUUACUAUGUUGCUUGACUCACAGCCAAUGUGCAAAGCAGCAUGUUGACCAAUGUACAGUUCAGAAUACCUUAUUACAUAUAUAAUUGAGGGAAUGGGGACUGAAAAGUUAUUUUUCAGACAUGUUUUGUAAAUAUUUAUAUAUAUAUAUAUAAAUAUAUAUGCUUUUUUC